AUGUCCACCGAUGAGCAACUGCGCGCCUUCGUCGCUCGCCAACGCCUGCUCUUGAGCAAGGAACGCAAUGCCGAGAUAGAGAGAUCCUCUCUUCUCUUAUCUAACUGUGGGCCGAAGUUGCUCGAGCAGAAAGGUCUUGCGCUGGGAGGCCUUGGCGUAGCCAAUGUCAACAUCGGGCUUGGAGGGAAGACCUUGGUAGAGCUUGAGCGUCCUGCGGCUUAUCACUCAACGCCGAUCUUUCCUCCGCAUACGUUCCGACCAGGUGAUCUGGCCCGUAUCGAGGAGAAUGUAACUGAAGGUGGCACCCGAAAGAAAUCUGCCGCUUCCAAAGGCAAGAAAGGCGACAACCCUAAUUUCGCAGAUCGCCGGCAGUCAGAAGGAGUUGUAUACAAGGUUUCCAAUACCCGCAUCGUCAUUGCGAUCGAUGCCUCCGAAUCUAGCGUAGAUGAACUCGACUUGCCUGAGCGCUGUCGGAUAGUAAAGCUUGCCAAUAGCGUAACGUUUGAUAGGAUGGACAAGGCUCUUGACCAAUUAGAGAAAGUAGUCCUGCCUGACUCAAAUGAUUCUUCAGCGGACAAGUUUACUCCUCAGCUUAAUGCCUUGAUUCGCGUACUCAUGGGAAUGACUGCCCCUUCCGAGCGCAUCCCCGUCAAGGACCUAUCAUUCUUCGAUCAUUCCCUAAACCAAAGUCAGCGUGAUGCAGUUCGCUUUGCACUCGAGUCCCCAGAAGUGGCAUGCAUCCACGGUCCUCCAGGAACGGGAAAGACGCAUACACUCAUCGAAGUAAUCCGCCAGCUAACCACGGUCACCUCAUCCAACCCAAAAGCGCUCCGUCUCCUCAUCUGUGGCGCGUCCAACCUUUCCGUGGACAACAUCCUUGAACGUCUGCUUGCUCUACCCGCCCCUUCGAAUGGCGCAAAGCUCAAAGUAACGCGAGUAGGCCAUCCAGCGCGCGUGAUGGCGCGCGAGAGCGUGCUAGAUGCGACGUUGGAGGUGAAGGCCAAUCGGAGCGAUCAGGCGGCACUGGCGAAGGAUGUGAAAAGCGAGUUGGAAGCGGCGUUGGAUGUGCUUUCGGGGAAGGGGAAGGGCUCAAAGGGGAAGGCUCCUAGAGGGGCGGAGCGGAAGAAAAUGUGGGAGGAAGUGAGGGCUCUGCGAAAAGAAUAUCGUCAGCGUGAGGGAGGUGUGGUAGAAAGCGUGCUGAGCGAAUCACAAGUCGUUCUCGCAACGUGCCAUUCUGCAGGCAACCGACAGCUCCAAAAGCAUCAUUUUGAUGUCGUCAUUAUCGACGAGGCGACUCAGGCUCUCGAAGCGGUAUGCUGGAUCCCAAUCUUCAAAGCGAAGAAGUUGAUUCUCGCCGGCGACCCGAUGCAGCUGCCGCCGACUGUCCUGUCGCUCGACAAGAGCAGGAAGGAGAAAAAGAAAGUGGCUUCGUCUAAGAAGUCUCCUGUCAGCACGCAGGGACCUAGCAAGAAAGGAAAGUUGGCUCAGUCUACCACGGCGAAGCAGAAAUCGGCAGAACCCCCGACCCCGGAGGAGCAGAAGCCACCAUCAUCCCCAUCGUCAGGAGAGCCGUCAGACAGUAGCGAGGAUGACACCUCCUCCUCAGAAAAAGAUGAUGCGGAAGACGCAAAGCAGCCAGAACAAUCGGCAGCCUCGUCUGGCUUAGAGAAGAAGAAACCGGCGAAGUCCAAGCCGCAGGGGCUUCGGCCUCCUCGCUCGCUGAAGACAACCCUUUUCGAGCGCCUGGAGAAGAUGUACGGUCCGGACAUCAAACGCAUGCUUACCGUGCAGUAUCGGAUGCAUGCGCAUAUCGCGGCGUUCCCAUCGAAGGUGAUGUACCACGGCAAGCUGGUGUCGCACGACUCCGUCGCGGCGCACCUGCUGUGCGAUCUACAACAUGUGAAGGCGGAGAACGAGGAGGAGGAGAAGGAAUUGCUUGGGACGCCGGUGGCGUUCUACGACACAGCGGGGUGCGAAUACUUUGAGAGGGUAGAGGGAGACGGGGAUGAGGGGAGUCGGUGUAACGAGAAUGAGGCGGCUGUGGUGAAACAUUACAUCGAUCAAUUGGUCGGCGCGGGUGUACUGCCUUCGGAGGUCGCAAUCAUCACACCUUAUCAAGCACAGGUUGCACUUCUCUCAUCCAUCCUGAGACCCAUCUAUGGUCUCGACCUCGAGAUCGGCACUGUAGAUGGGAUGCAGGGGCGAGAGAAGGAGGCGGUCAUCAUCAGCUUGGUUCGCAGCAAUGAGAAGCGCGAAGUCGGCUUUCUAAAGGACAAACGGCGACUAAAUGUCGCGAUGACACGUGCACGGCGGCAUCUGUGCGUCAUUGGUGACUCGUCCACGAUCCAACACGGAGGGCGCUUCCUCAAGAAGUGGAUGGCGUGGUUGGACGCGAACGUGGAUGUCCGAUACGGAGGGCUGGAGUAGGUCAUGAAUGGAAAAGGCACGCUACGCGUCUCGGUAGUGCAGGGGCUGGAUCUAGAUGAGGCCGAUUGUCUUUGCGUGGCGGGCAGCCGUACGAAACAUAUGUAUAUUGAUUGCGUGCUCUACAAACGUUACAUCUCGCCGUCUGCAGCCUGUCAUUGACGUUUCACCUAUGUAUAUACUGCCUGCCGUUUACAGCCUGCCAGGCGCAUUUAGUCGGCGGCUGCAGGAAUCGAAGCGACCCUUGGGUUG
This is a messenger RNA of Laetiporus sulphureus 93-53, 2676 nucleotides long. RefSeq names its product P-loop containing nucleoside triphosphate hydrolase protein. The record is from RefSeq and is a predicted model, not a curated record. Gene Ontology annotation, molecular function: RNA binding; ATP hydrolysis activity; 5'-3' DNA helicase activity. NCBI's taxonomy places the organism in Eukaryota, Fungi, Basidiomycota, Agaricomycetes, Polyporales, Laetiporaceae. The transcript is spliced from 17 exons. The coding region runs from base 1 to 2427 and encodes 808 amino acids.